This is a messenger RNA of Closterium sp. Yama58-4, 894 nucleotides long. Lineage: Eukaryota; Viridiplantae; Streptophyta; Zygnematophyceae; Desmidiales; Closteriaceae. The record is from the annotation of a GenBank genome assembly.
AUGGCUAUUUGGGUGUUUGGCUACGGCUCACUGGUAUGGCGGCCUGGCUUCGCUUUCGCUGCGCGCGUGCCGGGGCACAUAUGCGGCUACCGACGUGUCUUCUACCAAGGCAACACGGACCACAGAGGCACGCCGGAGAAACCGGGGAGGACAGUGACGCUGGUAGAAGAGGAAGACGCCGUUACUUACGGUGUGGCGUAUCGCCUGGCAGGGCAGGAGAAAGAGCAGCGGGAGAUUCUCCAGUAUCUGAGGCACCGGGAGAAGGAGUAUGACCAGCAGGUCAACAUCGACUUCCAUACAGAGCCGUCAGCCGCCCACCCUCCUGUCAUCCAAGUCAUGGUCUUCAUUGCUUCGGACAACCCAGUUUCCAACCCCUACUACCUCGGCCCUGCUCCCCUCGAAGCCAUGGCACGGCAGAUAGCGACAGCGCAUGGACCGUCAGGACCCAACUCAGAGUACCUCUUGAACCUGCAGGCCGCACUCAGAGACUUGGGUGCGUGCGACCCCCAUGUGGAUGCCCUGGCAGCACUCGUGACCACCAUGCUACCCUACACUACCACCGCUACCACCACCAGCAGCAGCAGCACCACCACCACCACCACCACAGUUCCUGCAGCUGCCAUCACCACAGCUACAGCUGCCAAUACCGUUGCUGCCACCAGCACUGCUGUCAGCGAUCUCUGUGUUGGAGUGCCGUCAUGUGCGCACCAUCGUGCACACACCCACGAGACCACAAGUGCUGCUGCUGACCAACCAUGCACAUGCAGUGAGGCACAGACACAAGGGUACACAGCAGCAGUGGGAUUGGUAGUGGAUGCUGCUGUUGCACGUAUGGUAGGGCAUGAGACGCUUGCACUCCAAAUGAGGCUCAACCCACAAGCAAUCAUACCGUAA